This is a messenger RNA of Bemisia tabaci, 1601 nucleotides long. NCBI's taxonomy places the organism in Eukaryota, Metazoa, Arthropoda, Insecta, Hemiptera, Aleyrodidae. The record is from RefSeq and is a predicted model, not a curated record.
AAAAGUCCGAAAACGAAACUGCCGAUUUAGAGAACCGGAUCAUUCUGAACAUAAAUGUAUAUGCAUAUUGAUGACAGGCUUCACACUUUUUUUUCAGCACUUUAAGCUGUGCGUUCCACAUUGCAGCAUUCUCUAUGCAACCCCGUCUAAUAUCGGUGCGAGAACUGGACUUCAGGAAAGCCACGCUGAAAGUUUAAAGUUCGAAUCAGUCCGUCCCAUCUUGAAUUUUGCCGUAGGAAUGCGGAAAUUAAUGCACUUAAUUGUUAUCUCCUGCCAGCGUAUAGUGUUUAAUCUGUGAUCUUCUCCAGCAAAGGAGUCUUCGGUCGUGUAAAAGUUGUUUUGUCUUCUCAAAAUACAUAAAAAACUGAUUAAUAUUUGUGUCGUGUCUGCUCAAGUGGUAGCUUGUUUCAAAAAUUAGUGAAUAAAUCAGUGGUGCCUGCGCGGAUGAUUAAAUUCCCCACAAAAGCGUGUAACUUCAGGUGCGACAAAAGAAAACAUUAAAUCAUACAAUCUACAACGCCUUACAAUCAAAAAUGUUCUUCUAACUCAUAUGUGCAAUACGAAGUGUGCCUCUUAAAAUUCUUGAAUUUCAUUGGUUCGGAUUCGGACAAGCGCGCAGAGAUUCACCAUGAUUCUAAAUUACGGCGUCGUUCUUACACUUCCUCUUCUAGUUGUCCUCUUGCCGUCUCUACAAGGAGUAGACAGUAUAAACUGUUUCCAGUGCAAUUCCAUGGUUGAUUUAGACUGUCCCUACAUUCAGCCAAAUCAGACUAGCAGUAUCUAUUACAGGCCUUGCAUAGGAGAUUUCAAAGGAAGACAACCAUUCUGCCGAAAAAUAGAACAGAAAAUUUUCGAACGGGACGAUAUGGUGCGAGUAGUGCGGAAAUGUGGCUGGCAGCGACAUGACAAGCUAGACUGCUACUCGACCGGCAACGAAGACCACACAGAAACGAUCUGUCAGUGUUUCAGCGACGCCUGCAAUGGCGCCGAUACCUCCAGUUUUUCUUCCUACAAAAUUUUCACGGCACUUCUGGUCGCGUUGACCGUCAGCCUCAGGAGGUCUCUUUAAACCCCUUUCUCUAUAAUUCCAUGGCAAAGUUUUAAAAGGCACAAACUGGACGGAACGAAUAUACUCAACAAUGUCUUUCGUGGACGGAAAUGUUUACAACACACAACAUAUUUUGAUCAUUGAGGAUUUAGCAGUCACACUAAUAGCCUACACAAUAAAAUGACUAAAAAAAUAUGGAAAGUAUAAAAGUAAACAGUGAUUUAAAAAAAAAAGAAUAUUCUACAACUUGAAUUAAAAGAAACACAGAGUGCAUUAGUAGGUAAAUGUUCACCUGUGCUGUCAGAUCUACAUAUUUCACUGCAAAUUUAUGGUAACACGUUUUCAGGGUAUUAUUUCACUCAGUAUGUUUUUAAAUGGAAACAAAACUUGACUCUUAAGGAUUAAAUACAAUUUUGCAGUUUUGGAAAAAUGUAAUGAUGAACGUAAAUAUUCGUAUGUUUUGAUAAAAUCUCAUCAGAGCAAUUUAAUACCUACUUUAAAAAUGGGCGCUUAUAAACUGCUGAAACAAUAAAUUACCGUUUGUAGAAUUGUA